AAUAAGGUGGUGAGAGGACCUGAGAGAGAGAGAGAGAGAGAGAGAGAGAGAGAGAGAGGGAAUGGCUGUCCGAACACCCGGUGACUCCAAUGAAUAAUCAAACAAACAAACUCUCUUUAGUCGUUUCCCUUUCUUCAUAUCUCUCUCACUCUGUCGUUAGUAAUUUCCUUUCUCUCUUCCAAAUUCCAAUGGCUGAAAUCUCUGCACUUUGCUUCUCUACGUUCAGAUUCUCUUUUCCUAAUUCCCUCUCUCCUUCAACACCAUUCACCUUCAACUCUUUCCCUUUCUCUCCCUCUCCUUCCACUCCUCACCCCCGUCUCCUCCAUUUCCUCCCCAAAGCCAAUUCCUCCGGUAAUCACUCCUUCGGCUUUUUCCCUUGGUCCGAUUCCGAUAGCGAAAUUCAAUGGGUUCCCGAGGAUAGAAUUACGUUGUUCACUGCUGAUGGACUGAUCCAGAUUGGAGGCUCCAUGGUUCCACGUCGUGUCAGCUUUUCAGAUAAGAAGCAAGGGAAAUCCAAAACUGCUCAAAAAUUUCAACGUUUUCAGGAGAAUGAUUACAUGAAUCCAAAUCAAGGCCUCUGUUUGGGUGCACUCUUUGAUAUUGCAGCUACAAAUGGACUUGAUAUGGGUAGAAGACUUUGUAUUUUUGGUUUCUGCCGCUCCAUUGAGAUGCUUAGUGAUGUGGUGGAAGACACUGUUUUAGAGCACGGCGGAGAGGUUAUUGCCGCAGAGAAGGCAAGCAAAGGUGAUUUACAUGAAAAACUAACCAUGACUGUUGCAGUGCCAUUAUUAUGGGGGGUUCCUCCAGCUUCCGAGACGCUUCACCUAGCUGUUAAAAGUGGUGGAGGGAUUGUAGAGAAGGUCUAUUGGCAAUGGGACUUUCUGUAAAUACAUAUUGUAGGUUUCCUAACCAUUCUUUGUGCACUUUGUACAUAAAAUUGUAUCUCUGUAUAUGUACUAAAAAAAUUUGUUGCUUAUCUCUGUACAUGUUCAAAAAAUUAUUG
Messenger RNA from Abrus precatorius (Indian licorice), 1003 nucleotides. RefSeq lists its product as uncharacterized. The transcript is spliced from 5 exons. Bases 90 to 887 code for a protein of 265 amino acids. The record is from RefSeq and is a predicted model, not a curated record. Lineage: Eukaryota; Viridiplantae; Streptophyta; Magnoliopsida; Fabales; Fabaceae.